AUGGACGGAGAGAGCGAGGGCGUGCUUAAUGAUGUGCUGGUGGGGUUGAUCGACCUCGAUGCUGCCCCUUGGACUGCCAGGGCCCCCCAAGGUGUGUAUGGAGCUCCAAGUCGAUGGCUACCCCGUGGUCGCAGCAAGGCCGCCUGUCGAGGGAACCCCAGCAGCUUUGUUCAGCAGGACAGAAGCGGGACUAGAGUAGUACCGAAGAGUACAACUGCACAGCCAAGGUUCAGUCCCUACGGGGAAAAGACUACAGAAGAUCCGGAUUCAGAAACAGAGGUACGGGAUGGAGGUGGCCCAAAAGAGAGUAUAGCAUGGAGUGUCAGAGGGCAGGCAGGCUGGAUGGACGGUGCAGAGGUGCAGAGUACCGGCACACUCUACCCUACCAGAGGGCCUGCACCGAAGCGCAAAGGGGAGACAUACAGGGGUGAUGGAAGUGAAAGGUCGGAGGGGCCUACCGUGACUAGAAAACGGACAGGGGUGAGGGAUGUACCCGGUACAGGCCCAGGGACUGUGGGUACUAUGGGUACAACGACUCAGCGAGCGUGUUUUAAGGCUGCCCGUUUGGAGAAAGGCCGCAGGCAGGGGAAUGAGAACCAAGAUGUUGCUAGCACUGUGCUACCAGAGGGCAUAUCAGGCAGACCUGGGCCUUAUUUCGUAAGAGCUCUCUCGGCUGAAUGGCUAAUGCCGUGUGCCUCAGGUUCUUGGUUUGGAUGGCACACCCCCCAAGUUGCAGCCAACCCCAACGACUCGGCAAACAAGCAACCACCACAAGGUAGGGCCAAAACGGCCCAGUUGCAUGCAUAACUGCCUAGUAAUUGGCAGUAGCUGGCUGCUAUUUGUAUUUGGUGACUGGGCAGAGAGAUUCGGUGGACUCCGUACCAGCAGCACAAGACUCAAAAUUCAACAAACUAAGGCCGCCUCCGGAUUAAUCGGGGCCGGCUGGCUUGCUCUGUAAGAUUAACGAAGAUGCGAGCAGGGGAGCACGACAGCGAGACCUGGUCAGCUAUGCCCCAUAGCUGGAGGAAGGAGUGUGCGAGACUGCGAGUGUUGUUGUGCAGGCUUGGUGAGUUGAACGCGGGCUCUGCUGACGCCCUGGAGGGGGGUGGUGAUUUUGCUGAAGGCGCAAGAUUGCUGCGAGAAUGCGGGUGUGUAUGCGGAGCUUUGCAUGCGUGGCCGACAGUGGAGUAGGCUUGGAUGCAAAAUGCAAGGAUCUGACGGCAGAAGAGAGUUGUACAUGUACUUACAUACCGAGGAGGAGUGCACGACAGGCAUAUACUCGUCCAUUACCACCAAUGAAACUGGAGCAAAGCAUCCGAGCCAUCAUGGGUGGGUUGGAGACAAGAUACCUAUCAAGACGGCAUAUGAGCAGACCAUGCAAAUGAUCUGAGAGCUCUGCGACGAUCGUUUUAUGAUAAGCUGCAUUGACUGUGAAUAAAUAAUAACUGAUACCAAGACUAUCACCA
Molecule: messenger RNA, 1466 nt
Organism: Pyricularia oryzae 70-15
Lineage: Eukaryota; Fungi; Ascomycota; Sordariomycetes; Magnaporthales; Pyriculariaceae
Exons: 4
Coding region: 1-807 (268 amino acids)
Source: RefSeq, a predicted model, not a curated record